Messenger RNA from Anguilla rostrata (American eel), 1756 nucleotides. RefSeq names its product cilia- and flagella-associated protein 45-like. The record is from RefSeq and is a predicted model, not a curated record. Lineage: Eukaryota; Metazoa; Chordata; Actinopteri; Anguilliformes; Anguillidae. The transcript has 7 exons. The coding region runs from base 565 to 1632 and encodes 355 amino acids.
UGUAGCACCGACCUGGGUGAUGCACAGCAGCCAUUUUGUACCAGAACACUCUCUAAACAUCAGCUGAGGUGGAGAGGGAGAGAACAUUUUUUAGCCAAUUAAAUUGAGGGAUGAUUAGGUGACUUUGCAGUCAUGGGAUCUUUAAUGAGUCAGUGUCAGGACCUCAGUCUAAUGUCUCAUCCGAAAGAUGGUGUCUCCUACAGCACAGUGUCCCCAUCUCUGCGCUAGGGUAUUAGGGUUUAUUUUACCAGAGGGAAGAUGGCCCCCUAUUGGCCCAUUUAAUGACCACUCUGAAGCAUGAACAAAUGCAGAAUACAAGGGCUUAUGGUUCUCAAACAUGCUAAGAUGGAGAGAUGUGCAAGGCCUUAGCAGCAGUGCUCUGGACAUGUCCUAACUCAACCCCACCCUGAACCGGGUGGACUUGUGCAGAAAGCCGCGGAGGAGAGGAUCGCAAAGAUCCGGCAGGCGGACAUUCUGCGGAAGAAAAGGCAAGGCCUGAGUCGGCUGGAGGCGGAGGCCCGGGAGGUGGCCCAGUACGCGGUGGAGCGCGCCAACGAGUUCCGGAUGGAGGACGACCCGGAGAUGAAGAGCCUCAACGCUCUCAUCCUGGGCGCCAAGUGCUUCGCGGAGCGCGACGUGCAGGUGCAGGAGAGGAGGCAGAUGGUGGCGGUGGAGGAGGAGGAGGACCGCCGCUUUGACUCCGCGAUGGAGCAGGACCGCCUCAACGCCAUCAGGGCCCAGGAGGAGACAGACGCCAUGCGCAAGGAGGAGAGGCUGUGGGGUAAGAUACGUAUCCAGGAGCAGAUUGAGGAGCGAAUGGAAGAGGGACGACUGCAGGAAGAGUUGAAACAGCAGGAGAAGCAGAAAUUGCUGGAAAACAUGGAGCAAAUUAAGAUGGACGAUCUACAGGCCCAGUUGAGGAAGAAGGAGGCUCAGAGGCGGCUGCAGCAGGAAGUACUGGAGAAAAACGAGGAAAGCCAGCGAACGAAGGACCGUAAGAAAGAGGAGGACAGGGAGGCUGAUAUCCUCCUCGUGGAGAAGGCCUGCAAGAAAAUGGAUCAGGAGGCUCUAGAGCGACAGAAGAAGAGGGGGAAGGAGAGGGAUCUGGACCAAGUGAGGGCCCUUGAGGAGAGAGAGAGGGAGAAGGCCGAGCAGGAAGACCAGCGCAUGAGGAAGAACCAGGAGGCCUGGGAGAACGAGUGGAGGAGGAAGGAGAGGGAGCAGGCCAGGAAGAAGGCGGACGACAGGGAGUGGUGGAAACUGGCCCGGCAGGAGCAGACGGCGGACAAAGAGCAACAGAUGGCCGUCAAGAUCGGCCGCGAGAAGACCGACUCUGAGAGGGUGCUGAGGGCCCAGAAUGAGGACUUGGCGCGGGAGAUGGGGAGGGAGGAGAGGAGGCGCCAGCGGGCGAUGCAGUACAUGCUGGACAUGCGGCAGCAGCUGAGGGAGCGGGACACGCAGGCCGUGGACCAGCGGCGGGCCGCGUCCGAGGAGCACGAGCGCAUCCUGGAGGAGGCCAUCAGCCGUCGGGUCCGCCUCAACGAGCUCAAGGCCCGCAAGCUGAUGGAGCUCAAGGCAGCUGGGAUUCCAGAAAGAUACUGCGCCAAGGUGGAGAACAAAGUCACCAUUUGAUUUCCCGCCUCGCAACCACAGUGGUUGGAAUAAAAGAAACAGAAUUCCACCAUUAAGGAUGAUAAAAAUACAACUUUGUGCAUCUUCUGUGUGGCAAAUAAGAAAUAAACAUUUCAAGACUCAA